GGCGGCCAUUUCAUUCCUCCACGUCACUCUUCCCAGGGGAGAUGGUUCUGUAGUAGGAGGAGGGAACCAUCACAACGACUGCGAGAAGCGCACAGCAGGGAGGAGAAAGAGAGUGCGCGUAACGCAAUGCCGGCAGCAGGAGCAGCAGGCGCGGCGACGGCGCUGACGACUCGCAAUGUCGCUCUCUACGGCCUCGUCUCGUCUGCGGCCGCUGUGGGCGUUGUGGUGAGCGCCUUUCGCCAGCGCUCCAACUUCUAUUCGGCCGCUGUCAUGCUGGGGGGCAGCAACGGCUGCAUGCUCGUACUCUUCAACUUUGGCCUCUUUCUCACCGUUGUUUUUGGCAAGGCUUGCCAGCGCAUCUUCUUUGGGGCCUUGCGAGCCAUCGAGAUCGAGCACCUCUACGAGCGGUCAUGGUACGCGGUCACCGAAAGCCUCUUGGCCAUGACGAUGUUUCGCGACGAGUUCGACUCGAGCUUCGUCAUUCUCUUUGGCACCCUGCUGUUCCUCAAGGUCUUUCACUGGCUCAGCGCGGACCGUAUCGAAUUCAUGGAGCAGUCGCCCUCGGUCUCGAGGCUGUUCCACGCCAGAAUGAUUUCGAUCCUUUGGACGCUCUUCUGGCUCGACACCUUUCUCGUUGCCUUUGCCGUCGAGAUACUCAUCAUCGACCAGAAGAAGAGGUGCCAUGGGAGGGCAAGAGCAUGUAUGUCUUCUUCGUCGAUCUCGUCACAGCUGGCGACCUACCUCGGCUUCUGCGCCCUCAUUGUCAGCUACUAUGGUCUGCCACUCAACAUCAUUCGAGAUGUCUACAUCACUGGCAGGUCCUUCUUUGGACGAAUUCGCGACUUCAUCAAGUACCGCGCUGCCACCCGAAACAUGGACACGCGCUUCCCAGAUGCUACGCACCAGGACAUGCGCACAAUGAGCGACGGCACAUGCAUCAUUUGCCGCGAGGAAAUGAUCGUCAGUGAUGCUGGAGCCACUGAAGAGAGCGAGGGAAGAGCACCUGGCCCCUCACCACCAAGCAGCAGCGGCCUCAACGAGACGCCAAAGAAGCUCCCCUGUGGACACAUCUUCCACUUUCACUGCCUUCGAUCCUGGUUAGAACGGCAGCAGAGCUGUCCAACGUGCCGGAGAACCGUUUUCGAUGCACCUGCAGCUGCCACUCCUGCGGCGCCGGCAGGUGGGGAAGCAGGGCCAGCUCAGGGAGCUGGUGCACCUGGUCAAGGGCCGGCGAGAGGGGCAGAGGCUGCCAAUCCGGCGCAAACAGCCAGAGAUCGGCUUCAAGGGUUUCUGCAACAGCUGCAAACAGACGCUCAACGGGCGCGAGAGCAAGGGGACCGCUCGGCGAGGGAAGCAGCAGCAGCGAACGCAGCAGCAGCAAGUGGCUCCUUUUCUCGAUCAGCCACCCCGAGGCCAGGGCCUUCUACAGUGACGGAUAGCACCAGAACAAGAAAUGCUGCUGGUGCUCUUCCCACGGCCAGCGCAACUGCUGCAGAGGUACCUUCACGAUCCCAUACAACGUCUCGGACACAGUCGCCUAAUCGAAGCUCUCAGCAACCUCGAGGGCGGACACCCAUCCGACGAGCUCUCAUCAACUCUCUUUUCCCUACCUCGGGUGCUUCUUCACCGCACCAUCAAAAUAUGUUCGGCACAGGAGGUCCAUCGACUUCGCCACCUGCUCAUUAUCAGAACAUGUACGGAGUCGGUCCUUCACUUAAUUCGACCUUCGCGAGGGGCAGCGACACGCACAUUGGGCCGAGCUGGAUUCCGCCGCCUCCGUGGACAUUUAGGCCAUCUGUCACAGCUGGACCGGCAAAAAAGGGCGAGAGUAGCACUGCAACAGCUGCAGAUGCAAAGGAGAAAGCAUCGACAGAGCAGGACGCAGGCGGGUCGAAGGAAGCCAAGGACGCGCCAAUCGAUCCACUGGACGCACGAGAGGCAGCCAGGGCGGCCGCACUCAAGCGGUUCGAGGCUCUCGGAAAGGGAACCGCCUCAAAGGCAGCCUCUUCUUCCAGAUCUGUCACGAUGCCGCCCUCUAGCGCUCAGCCGUCAGAUAGGCAAGCCGAAUCAGCACAACAAGAGGAAAAGCCCUCGGAAGAAGCAGACAUUCCGGGGAAUCCCGCAUUGAUACCUUUGUUUGAUCCUCUGAGCAUCCCUUCCUUUUCGGCCGAUUCGCUGCCGUUGCCCCUCGCUUCUCGUCCAGCCUCUACACAAUCGACGGUCCAACAGGCAACUCAACCACAUCUCGACGCGAGGCUGAGCGAUGCAGAGCUGGCAACGCUGUCGAGAUCGACCCGACAAGGACUCGAAGAGAGGUUGAAGCUCCUCGAGAGGGUCCAGGGCAGCAUCUGGCUUGCCGUCGAGGAGCUCAGCCGUGCACUGAGCGUCGUGCCUGACGACGAGGCCAGCGAGCGAAUCAUCGACAACGAAGGCGAUGAGCGCCAAAGAGGAAGAACCACAAGGAGAGUCGAGGAACAUGAGCACGUUGGCUUGAACAAGGGCAAGGAAAAGCAACGCGAGGAAGAGGAGGUGGACGAUUGAUCUGCUCUCUUGCCUUCUUUUUGUCUUCAUAUCUCUCUCAUCCUCGUUGCGUUCUCUCUGAUGAAGCUUCCUUAAGAUUUUUCAAUCUAUUCUGUUGCGUGCUUCCAGGGCCUUUUUUUCUCCCCC
Molecule: messenger RNA, 2667 nt
Organism: Acaromyces ingoldii
Lineage: Eukaryota; Fungi; Basidiomycota; Exobasidiomycetes; Exobasidiales; Cryptobasidiaceae
Exons: 3
Coding region: 127-2541 (804 amino acids)
Cellular component (GO): cytoplasm
Source: RefSeq, a predicted model, not a curated record